CAAUCCGGACCAUCCUUAUUUGGUCGACACGCGUCUUUAUAUUGCUAGACAGUAAAUUUGAUAGAUAUAGUUGGCUGAAACAAGGUGACUGAAAUACAUUAUCAGAGGUGGAUCGCUGCCGACCACAUCAAUCUAAUCAGCAUUUUUUUUUCUGCGGAGCUCUGAGACUCGCGCCUGUUCAGUCAAAGGGAUUGUUCUAAGCAAAGAGAGAGUUCUAUAACUUUUGAGAUCACCGCUUCUGUGUGCAUCUAAAUUCCGCAUUCACCUAACUCUACCUCGACUGGAUUACUGUUUUUACACUGACCUGUUGGAAUAUAAAAUGUUGAAAAUGGAAAGGUUAAUUUCUACGACAUUGUGUACUGCAUUCUUUUUUACAAACUGUGUUUCAGAGGACUAUCCCAAGGCACAGAAUGUUUCCUGGUUGUCGAUCAACUUCAAAACACUGCUUAUGUGGGAUCCUAAACCUUCCAACUAUUCAUACACUGUUGAAUAUUCUGUUAUUGGUCAGAGCAGAGAGAGGAACCAACACUGUAUCAGGACAAUGGCGACAGAGUGUGACCUGUCCAACUCUCUGGUGGACCUGAAGGCCAAAUACUCCGCUGAUGUCCUCUCAGAACCCCUACGUGGUGUGAACUCUGACCUCAUAGAGUUCCCCCACACCCGCUCGGAGAGGUUCGUCCCCUAUGAAGACACGCUUAUAGGCAGACCUGAGUUCAAGAUUGAGGUGAGCAAAGACAAGAAGAAGAUCACCCUGUAUGUAGAAGACCCUCCCACAGCCCUGUUCAAUGAGCAGAACCAACAGAGAACCAUCCGGGAUGUCUUCGCUGAUGAGCUGCAGUACAAAGUCACCUUCGGGAAAGCAACAAGCACGGGCAAGAAAACAAAGAUCUCUGCAAGCAGUGAGAUAGAGCUAGACAGGAGGGAUGUAGAUCCUGGGGUGAGUUACUGCUUCAACGUGCAGGCCUACAUCCCCUCCCGCAGCACAGACAAACAGCUUGGAGAGCUCAGUCAAAGACAGUGCUCACCGGGCGACAAAAAGGAUUUAUUUGAAGAGUAUGGGAUCGGUGUGAUCGCUGGGUUCAUCCUCCUUAUCAUUCUGAUCAUAGUAGUGGCUAUCAUAGUCACAGUGGUGUGCUGCAAACGCAGAAGGAAAGCCAACACAAGUGGAAAAGAGGGAGUGCCAUUAAGAAGUGUGUAAAAAGGGAGUGAAUCAUUGACACACACUUGGGAAUGCAAGGUACAGCUAAACUGGAUUUACCCUUUGAAAGGGAGUCUGCAGGGGCAGCCCCAGUUCAACAUUCCACUGUCAAACACUGGAGUUCACCAUUUUGUUUCUGUGAAACUGCACAGUGAAUAUGGUAAACAUACUGUAGUGUAUAUUUUCUUUCCAUACAAUGCUGCAAAUAUCCUCUUUUUUGAUUUGGUGACUGGUACUUCUACUGCUGUGAAUAUUAGCUUUUAUAAACACUACCAACUGUUCUUUUUUUUAUUGUGUUUUAUAUAGUUUUUAACUUGAUAUGAUCUUUGGUAAAAUAUAACUUGAUUUUGGGAGACUGCUGAAUACUAAAUCAUAUGGGAAAUUAAGAUUAGUAGGAUUAUAUAUACAGUAUAUAUAUAAUUUUUUAUUCAGAUGCUUAAUUUAUUAUGUGUAGCCAUUCUGAAAGCACUAUUUGUAUAUGAGGUUAUUUUAAAUGUUUAGGGGAUCAGUAGAUACAGUAGUUUAUAUGUUGAUACUAAAUUAUUUUGCGUAAGUAUUACCUGUAGAUAUUUAAUAUAUAUUUACACUGAGUGUACAAAACAUGACAUAGACUACCUAGGUGAAUUCAGGUGAAAGCUAUGAUCCCUUAUUCAUGUCACCCGUUAAAUCCACUACAAUCAGUGUAGAUGAAGGGAAGGAGAAAGGUUAAAUAAUUAUUUGUAAGCCUUGAGACAAUUGAGACAUGGAUUG
Coregonus clupeaformis (lake whitefish) is the source of this 1948-nucleotide messenger RNA. It is a transcript of the gene f3a, whose product is annotated as coagulation factor IIIa. Gene Ontology annotation, biological process: blood coagulation. NCBI's taxonomy places the organism in Eukaryota, Metazoa, Chordata, Actinopteri, Salmoniformes, Salmonidae. The transcript has 6 exons. Bases 320 to 1198 code for a protein of 292 amino acids. Gene Ontology annotation, molecular function: protein binding. The record is from RefSeq and is a predicted model, not a curated record. Gene Ontology annotation, cellular component: membrane.